GGAGCCCGGCGAACACGACUCAAAACGAUUUUGCUUUCAGGCUAUCAAGAAUAGGCAAUAACACCUGCACAGAAAUAAAAUCGUGGCGCACCUUAUCGAGAAUUGGCGUUUACCAAGAGGUUGUUGUGUUUUUGUGAGGGUUGGACUUUACUGGCCUCGAAGGAGUGCUGUCGGCUUUUGAAGAGCGUUCUCUUCAUCAUCAGUGGUUCGAAAACUUCGGUGAUAUUCCGUGAAAUUGCGUAUUGUGCCGUGUAAAGUGUGCAAGGCAUCACGAUGAGCUCAGGAGUAUAUGGUGGAGAUGAGGUUGGCGCUCUCGUCUUCGAUUAUGGUCAGUAUUCAUUUCGGGCAGGAUAUGCCGGAGAGGACUCGCCGAAGGCUGAUAUCCCUUCCAUUAUGGGUUCUGUCGAUCAAUUGAUUGAAGGCCGGGAGGGCAAAGAGGAACUCCUGGAAAAACGUCACCUUAUCGACGUCGGUGCUCUGAACGUACCGCGCAAAGGCGUCGAACUUCAAAAUUUCAUGAAAGAUGGUCUUGUCGAGGAUUGGGACCUGUUUGAAAAGAUGCUCGACUAUAUUUAUGAGAAACAUAUUAGGUCUGAAUCACAAUUACAUCCCGUAUUAAUGUCUGAAGCUCCGUGGAAUCAACGUGCAAAACGGGAGAAAAUGACUGAAUUAAUGUUUGAAAAGUACAACGUUCCAGCGUUCUUUCUCGUAAAAAACGCGGUGCUCUCUGCAUUUGCCAAUGGUCGAGCAACAGCGUUAAUUCUUGAUGCUGGGUCAACUCAAACCUCAGCGAUUCCGGUCCAUGAUGGAUAUGUACUCCAGCAAGCAAUUGUCAAGUCGCCUUUGGCUGGUGACUUUCUGACGUUGCAGUGCAAAAACUUCUUGGAGGAGCACGAAAAAGUAGAACUCGUACCCCAUUAUCAGAUUGCCUCUAAGGAACCAGUGAAAGAGCGAGAAGCGCCUAAAUUUACCCGCAAAACAACAAUCCCCGAAGUGUCGAAAGCUUGGGCGGAUCUUCAGGUAAAGAAUCUUUUGCGUGAUUUUCAAGCGUCAGUUCUGCAGGUGGCAGACGCCCCUUACGAGCAGGAGACCGCUGAAGGAAUGCCCGCAGUUCAUUACGAGUUUCCUACAGGCUAUAACGCUGACUACGGAGCAAAGCGAUUCGAACUUGCCGAAGGUCUUUUUGAUCCGUCUGUAAUUAGGCCGCAACUUCCAGGCACUCCGAUGGGUGCUGCACAAACUGUGACAACGGCAGUCGGCCUUUGUGACGUUGAUGUUCGGCCCGCGCUUUAUGGCAAUAUCACACUGGUGGGAGGUGCCACACUCCUACAGGGUUAUGGGGAGCGCCUCCAGAGAGAUCUCUCAUGUAAGACGCCGCCAUCAAUGCGCCUCAAAUUCAUCGCACCCAACACGCCUGCAGAGAGAAGAUUUGCCCCAUGGAUUGGUGGUUCUAUUCUCGCUUCGUUGGGUACAUUUCAGCAAAUGUGGAUUUCGAAACAGGAGUAUGAAGAAGGUGGAAAGCAAGUCGUCGAACGCAAAUGUCCUUAAAUUUAUCUUCUCACAUGUAUAUAGUAUGCUUAUAGCAACUUUAUAAUGGCAUUGAGUUAAUACUAUGCUUACUAUUUGUACGAUUGUCUUUGAAUUAUUUACGUAGUAGGUAUAUGUAUACGUACCUAUGUAAAUAUGUAGUCUUGUACUACAUAUUUCUGACAAAAUCGGACCAAUAAUAUUAAUAAAAAAGCAAGCGUAAGUGACCCACAAUGAAACCCUAAUCUAUUCAUUUGUCUCGUUUUUUUUUCUGUUUGGAUAAACAUAUGUGCCAGCCAGGGUAUGUUCAAAUGCAAAGUAGAUUCAACUCAUCUCUGAUGAAAUAUCGAUAACGUUUCAACUUUAACUUCGCUAAGUUGUUUAGUAUUUUAUAACCAUACUGUUAAGGUUUUGUAAAUUGAAAUGUAGGAUCUAAUAACGGUGAUAAAAAAAAACAAAGCGAAAAGCACAAAACUUUCCUCGAUGCAUUUGCAGUGAGAAGAUUUAAUCUUCUUUGAGAACGGCUGUAUGUUAAUAAAAAAAGGGUUUGCUUAAUAAAGAUGUUUUGAUAUAUUGCUGCGCAAGACUGGCAUAAAAAGAUGAAAAAAACACUGUCAACGCAUAAUGAUGUAUUAGCAAGUAAGUUCCAAAGCACGUAUUUUUUUGACCAUCUGUGUGAGCUUUGUCCCAUCAUUCCGUCUUGCUAUCAUUCUUUUGAGUCACUUCUGAAAUAAAUGUAUUAGAAAAUGUUCCUGUGUUUUUUUCGCAAAGGUCACCCUGCCGUUGUCUCACGACAUGGCGUUGUUUUUCAUGUACUUAAUAGAAUCAAUGUCUUGUUAAUGCAUACGAUCGGGCAGAAUCGACGAUUAUAAAAAAAAAAAAUUCAGUUUUCUUUUAGGUCUAAUCCGACUGUUCUUCUGCGAUCUGCAACGCGCAAAGCUUAUGCCGAUAUGGAUCACACAGAAACAAAAAUUGUCACUGUGAUCGGUGUUACUAGAUUUUAAAGACACGUAUUUUUUUUUCGGUUUAAAAUCCUAGCUUGAAUAUUUUUAACAGAAAUUUAAUUUAUUAAGCUAAUUAGACCCGUGGAAUCAUUUUUUUUUAAAUGUAUGAUAAGAGUAUAUGGACGCUAUUGUAACACAGAAUAAAACUGCAAGCGUCGACUAAGACAAAGGAAAUCUGGUGAUGUCAUUUAUUAAUAAAAACGGUAAUACGACUUUCAGAUAAAACGCUCCGUCAAUUAUAUAUGAUAUAGUAUUAAUAAAUAGAUACUACUUAGGAAGGAAAAAGUUUUACGUUUGUAAAAAAGACAUUUAUAUACGCGGUACUGUUCAGGUGCGACAUGAUUAAUAGAUUCAAUAUAGAACCUGUUCUGCGUAUCUUUUUACGUAUGCUACCAUUUCCACGUUCGUGCUUUAUCAUAAUUUACGAUGAGAGGAUGCAGUGCAUCGAAAAUUUGCUGCAUAUAGAAUGCUUAUUUGAUACUUGAGACCCGAUAAUCGGUGUUCUACCUACGAAGGCUAUCACCGACCAGUGAAGUAAUCAUUAUUCGUCUUUCCUAUUUUUCUUUCUCCAUUUUUACAUGAUGAACAAUACGAAAUGUUUACGCUCUUUUUCCUCAGAAAUGCCAACGACUUAGUCGACAUUCACGAUGUGCCAACACUUUACCAACACAACCCUUUAUUGGUGUUUCAUCUUUUGAGAGCAGGAAAACGGAAAUUAACAAUCGCUCUCCCAUAACUGAAAAAUAACUGAUAGGGACUCGAGCCCGGUCCUCAAAAAUUAGCCUAGAUGUUAUAUAUAAUAGUAGAUCAAUGAAUAUUAACUUAUGCCUUCUGUUUCAUAUAAAGCUGCUCAUGUUCGUAGUUGUUAGGGCAUAACUACGUUUUUGAAGCCAGUUGUUGUUGGCGUUGUUUUCGCAUUGCAUAUUUGUUUUUGUUUUUUUGUCGUUUCUGAACUGUCACAUCGAGUACCUAGAGACA
Molecule: messenger RNA, 3509 nt
Organism: Varroa destructor (honeybee mite)
Lineage: Eukaryota; Metazoa; Arthropoda; Arachnida; Mesostigmata; Varroidae
Gene: Bap55
Product: Brahma associated protein 55kD
Source: RefSeq, a predicted model, not a curated record